Molecule: messenger RNA, 730 nt
Organism: Odontomachus brunneus
Lineage: Eukaryota; Metazoa; Arthropoda; Insecta; Hymenoptera; Formicidae
Exons: 2
Coding region: 20-376 (118 amino acids)
Source: RefSeq, a predicted model, not a curated record
ACAGGCCGGGUAGCCGGGGAUGUCACCUUCGUCCGUUCCGCCAUUUUUGGCCCAGCGGCUCACGAGACAAACACAACUCCUACGACUCGACUGGUCUCGUUGCGCCUCGCGACUCGCAACGCGACUACCUAUGACCGUGAACGCGGUUCGAUGCGGAAAAUCGGCCCGACUCCAAGUCAUCGGUGGCGCCACAUUGACCCCCGCCUGCCAUUCGUUUGGUCGUGUGCCGUUUCAACGUCGCGCUGGCGGCAUCUGUCGCAAGUCCAGUGAGGUCGUUCUAAUUCGAAAUAACAGCUCCUGCAGGAGGAAAAGAUUGUCCAAUGGAGGAUCAAAUGGUAAAACUAAAGAGACAGAUCGUUGUAUUGCCCAAAUAUGAUAUUAUAUAUUCGCUUGAAUUUUAUUACAAAAAAUGUACAGGAGUGAUAUUAGUAACCAAAUAAUAAAUAAACACGUUUCCUUCUCUUGACUGUAUGUUCCAUAGAUUUCACUUGCACUGGCUGUUUAAAUCAAAUGAUAUGACAACCACCACAUUAGAAAAGGUUGUAUGCCAGCUAAGAACAGUAUGAAAUAAAGUCGCCUUUUAUUGCCAGAAGCUGUAUACGAGCUAUGGCCUUGGGGAAUGACUCUUAAUUUUAAUGAUCGCAUCAGGAAGAAAGCUAGAGAGACACUGAAGUACAAGAGAGUCACAUAGUAACCAAAUUUCCGAGAUAAUAGUGAUGAAAACAAAGCC